Molecule: messenger RNA, 855 nt
Organism: Erigeron canadensis
Lineage: Eukaryota; Viridiplantae; Streptophyta; Magnoliopsida; Asterales; Asteraceae
Product: serine/threonine-protein phosphatase 7 long form homolog
Exons: 3
Coding region: 1-855 (284 amino acids)
Biological process (GO): meristem maintenance; meristem development
Source: RefSeq, a predicted model, not a curated record
AUGCAAGAUGGUGUGGCCGACGAGGUUGUGAUAUGGGGUUUACCCAUACAGGGACCACCGGUGUGUGGUAAGUGGGUUACAGAGACCCGAAAUGUUGAGUAUUGGAAGAAUUUGUGUCAGGAGUAUCUGGGUAUUUACCCGGAAGAUGACGACUUGCGCAAAGGUCGGAUGAAGUUUAAUCGGUUGGCGGGUACGAUUACUUUUGAACAUUGGGACCCGAAUGAUGACGAGCGUUGCCAACAAAUGGCUAGACGGGUUAUUCUAGCUCUUAUUGGUUCGCAGCUUUUUCCUGAUUCUAACAGCUAUGAUGUUAGUCUUAACUAUUUGCCGUUUCUGGGAGACCUGAGCAUAGCGGGUCGAAGGAGCUGGGGUUCAGCGACCCUUUGUUGUUUGUAUAGGAAUUUGUCUAAGGGGACUUGGCCUACUAGACAAGGCAUUGAUGGACCCUUGUUGUUGUUGCAGUACUGGGCGUGGGAAAGAUUUCCACGCAUUGCCCCACGAGUCACGCCAUUCAAACUGGAUGACGGAGAAGAAGAAGAGGUGUAUGAAUACGGAAGCUGUUUAGCAAACAAGUGGUGUGGAGACCACUCAAAUCGUGAUACACCGGGACACUGUAUAAUUUCGUUUCGUUCUUUUUUCAAUGCGCUAACACCUGACCAGUUCGAAUGGACUCCGUAUACCAACUUCAUCAACAUACUCCCCGCGAGUUGUAAGACUGGGCGAAGCAUAUGGAGAUACAUGGGCCCCUUGAUUUGUUGGGAGGAAGUGGAGUUCCAUCUAGCAGAUAGAGUUGCUAGACAGUUCGGCUUGAUACAAGCCAUUCCUGAUAAUGAUGCUUUGGUGGCCCCAGCAUAG